This is a messenger RNA of Clonostachys rhizophaga, 1611 nucleotides long. Lineage: Eukaryota; Fungi; Ascomycota; Sordariomycetes; Hypocreales; Bionectriaceae. The record is from the annotation of a GenBank genome assembly.
AUGUUCGCGCGCUGGCCCUUGGUCCUUGUGGCCUCCGUGGGCGCAGCAUGGGUGGCACAGAAGGUGAUUAAACUCAUCAUUGUGCGACGAUGGUUCAAGAAUCUGCCUCAACCGCCUGGCCACAAUUUCCUCUCUGGCCAUCUAGCGGCCAUGACUGAAGCCUCGCAGGCUUUCCCGCCUGGAACACAUCCACAGUACUUCUAUACUUACUUGGCGCACAAGUACAAGCUGCCUGGAAUCUUCUACAUUGACCUCUGGCCGCUGGCCGUGCCGCAGAUCGUCAUCACCGAUCCUGAUAUCGCUAUGCAGGUGCUCACCGUGAACCCAUUCCCAAAGCACCCGCAGAUCGAGGUAUUUCUCCAACCAUUCACUGGGAAAGGAAGCAUAGCAGCAUCGAAUGGGGACCGCUGGAAGUAUAACCACCGCAUGGUCGGUGGCGGUUUCACUGCGAGCCACAUCAAGUCCAUGAUAACGAUGAUCUCGGAGGAAGGCUUCACCUUCCACAAUCGCUUCAAGGAGAUGGCCGAGCGCGGGGAUCCCAUUGCCCUCGAGGAAGAGACUUCAAAGGCUAUCUUUGAUGUCGUUGGGAAGAUCGUGUUCGGAUUUUCGCUCGAGGCCCAAAAGACAGGGUCCCCUCUUCUCGAGGAUCUCAGGGCGACGAUCGAUCCUGCCACGGCUGUCUUGUCAAGUUUCAACCCCAUAGCUAGAUACAAGAGCUGGCGCAAGCUGCGCGAUAUUAGAAGGCGCGUUCACGACUCCCUCAGCGCCGAGAUCAGGAAGCGCGGCGCUAUCAUGAAGGACGAGAAGGAGCUCCCGUCCCGACGCAAGGCGAAGAGUAUCAUGGACCGGAUUAUUCUUGAUCGUAUGCAGGAUGAGCCCAACGCGCCCUUGAAUCAAGCGUUUCUUGACGAUGUCAUCACAAAUCUCAAGGCUCUUCUACUCGGCGGCCACGGCACCACUACCAGCACGUUCACAUUUGCCAUCAUGUUUUUGAGCCUCCACCCCGACAUCUUGGCUCGGUUGCGCCAAGAGCACGACGAGAUCUUCGACCCAGACUUCGAAACGACCAUCGAAAUCAUCAACUCAGAUCCCUCUAGAACAAACAAGUUGGACCUGACAAACGCAGUGAUCAAAGAAACCCUUCGCUUUUACCCAAUCGGAUUCACCAUCCGCUCCGCCCCAACCGGCGUCAAGUUCAUUGAGCACAAUGGGAACAAAUGGCCCGUGGCGCACGGCGCGAUGGUGAUCCCCUCGGCUCACAGCACCCAAAUGGACACCUCCUUAUGGAAAGAUCCCAACUGCUUCAGGCCGGACCGGUUCCUCGGGGAGGAGGGGGCGAGCCAGCACCGGUUUGCCUGGCGCCCCUUUGAGCGGGGUCCCAGGGCGUGCAUCGCGCAGGAUCUGGCCAUGGACGAGCUGAGGGUGAUGCUGCUCCUGGUGGUACGAUGGUUUGACUUUGAGCUUGUCAACGAGAUCCAGAACAAGAAGCCGCGUGUUGGGUUUAUGGAUCUGGAUGAGAGGAUUGGCGAUCUGGCGUUCCAGGUCGUGGGGAUGGAGGCGAAACCGAAUAAGGCGAUGCGGUUCAAGGUUCGGCGUAGUGGAAGAUCUUGA